Molecule: messenger RNA, 4381 nt
Organism: Durusdinium trenchii
Lineage: Eukaryota; Dinophyceae; Suessiales; Symbiodiniaceae
Source: the annotation of a GenBank genome assembly
UGCAGCUCUUUACCAAGUGUGACCCUCCCUGACUCAGUGAUCCAAAUUGGCAUCGCUGCCUUUGCAGAUUGCAGCUCGUUGGCAAGUGUGACCAUUCCCAACUCAGUGACUGACAUCGGCAUUGCUGCCUUUAAAGGUUGUAUCUCAUUGGCAAGUGUGACCGUUCCUGACUCCGUGACAGAUAUCGGACAUAAUUCCUUCCGUGGCUGCAGCUCUUUGGCAACUGUGACCAUCCCCAACUCAGUGAUCCACGUUGGCAUUGCUGCCUUUGCAGACUGUAGCUCGUUGGCAAGUGUGACCAUUCCCAACUCAGUGACUUGUAUUGAGAAUCAGGCCUUUGCAAACUGCAGCUCUUUGUCCAGCGUGACCAUCUCCAACUCCGUGACGGAUCUGGGAGAUGAUACUUUCCGUGGCUGCAGCUCUUUGGCAAGAGUGACCGUCCCCAACUCUGUGACCCGCAUUGGGAUGUGUGCCUUUGCAGACUGUAGCUCGUUGGAAAGUUUGACCAUCCCCAACUCAGUGAUCUGCAUUGGGGAUGGAGCCUUUGCAAACUGCAGCUCUUUGAAAAGUGUAACCAUCCCUGGCUCUGUGACCGAAAUUGGGGAUGAAGCCUUUGCAAACUGCAGCUCGUUGUCAAGAGUGAACAUUUCCAAGAAAGUCAGCCACCUCGGGGCUGAUGCCUUCGCAAACUGCAGAUUGUUGGCCAAACGCCGUCGUACUGGUUGAUACGACUUCUGAAGCACCGCACGGUGCCUCUUCCCGUACUCCUUGGCGCCGGGAUGGUCCCCGGUGCCUCCAACAUCCUCCAACCACCUAUUGGCACAGGUUGGCGCGCGCGCAUGAUGUACGCAUGAUACAUGGCUCCCGGCAGCCACCAAAGAGUGCUGCGCGCUGGCACUUCGACGUAGCGAGAUGGAGUGCAGAUGGAGUGCAGCGGUGAACACCGGGCGGGCAGGAUGCUUCCCAUUUAAUUCGUCCCGUUGGAGGGAAAUUGCUUCGGCCCGGUGAGCGACUCCGUCACCCAAAAUCAGUGAGCCUGCCCGGUGGGCGACUCCGGACCCCUCAAACAGAUGGGGCUUGGGAAGCCGGGCCCGGACCCGUUUCGGUCCGACCCCUGCCAUGGAGAGUCCGGACUCGGAUUCUUAGGGUGAAUAGGAUCCGGACCCUGGAGAACAAGGGUCCGGUCUUUGGAGGGUCCGAACUCGGAUCGUUGGGGUAUGAUCAUGGGCACGCCAAGUCCGUCCUCCGUUCGAGCUUUCUUUGAACAGUCACAUGGAGUUGGGUGGCUUUUGAGGGGCACAUGGCCCGGAAAAAACUGGUUUUCCCUGGCAACAAAUAGGGUUUCUUUGUGUGAAAACCUCUAUUUUUCAUGGUAAAUUUGAGGGCCACUGGGGGCUGAAUGGGCUCGAGGAUGUGAUCUGUGACGGCACGUUUUCGAUUUGGGGCACUUUUGGGCCUUCCGAACCGGGGCGUUCGGUCGUCGGUGCCCCCGACCCGACCACGGAAGCACCUGCAGGAGGAAGUGGAAGCCCUACGGACCACGCGGGAGGCGCAAGGCAAGAUCAACGCCAUGUCGAAAUCCAGCAGUUCUGCGGCGAUGGGCGCCUGGCAGAGGGCUUCCUUGGCGCUCUCGGAAGCCGAGCUCCAACAGCAGCUCCUGUCCUUCGAGGCCUUGGGGCACGCGGCAAGGUCCAUCAGAGACUCUGCAGACAGCGGCGCAUCGUCCAUCAGUCGACGAGACGACUGGAGCCCGGAACGAUGCUUGUGGGCGUCCCCAAAAGCUCGAGGAACGGCCCCCUUGGAAUUGUCACUCUCCUCCAGCUCUCAGCUGCAGACCUCGUGGACGCUCGAGCAGCGCAAGAGCGGAAGCCAGGAUCUGGAUGUAGCACUCUCCAUGCUCAUCCCCAAGGAGGCCGACCGGAACGCACACGACAACGACCCACGCGAAGGCACCGGAGGAUCCACCUGGGCGAUGCUAGCUGAGCUGGCAUCAGGAUCCACACACGAGAAGACGAUCUGGGAGGAGGUGGCCCAAGCGGACGCGGAGGUGCAAUGCGACGACGUCUACCUACUGGACAUGGCCUCCUGGGAGGCUGUGAAGGAGGAGAUCUGUCAGCUGGAACGGGCGCGGAACGAGCAGCUAAUGCAAGAGCUGAAAGAAGAGAGGGAGAGGGCGGCCUCAAAGCACGUCGAGAGUCUCGCAGUUGAACAAGGGCUGAGGCAAGAGCUGAGAGCACAGGAGGAGUUGCUAUCCGAGUCACGCACCGAGGAGAAGAGGGCUGCCUCAAAGCAGGUGGAAACCCUCACACUUCAGCGAGAGCUGAAGGAAGAGCAAAGAGCCUUCGCACAUCAGCGAGAGAAGCUGCUUCAUGAGGAGUCACUGGCCAAAGAGGAGAAGAGGGCGGCCCAAAAGACGCCGGUCGAAGAGCACGUCGCACGUCUCACUGACGAGCUUUUGGACGAGCAAAGAGCCUUCGCACAGCAAUGGGAGACAUGGCUGGCCAAAGAGGAGUCACUGGAGAGGAGGGCAGCCUCAUCGAUGGAAUCUGUCGCACGCCUCACGUCGCACGCGCUGAAGGAAGAGCAGAGAGGCUUUGCCAGCCAGCGAGAGAAGCUGCUUCAUGAGGAGUCCCUGGCCAAAGAGGAGAAGGCCGAGCUGGACCUGUGCCGUGCUGCAGCCACGAAGCGCGAGGAGCUCUUUCGAAAUGAGUUGAGCGCUGCGCAAACGCAGACCGCGGCGGAACGGGCACGAGCUGCUUCGGCUGCUGCGGCGCGCCACAGAGUGGAGGAGGCCCAGCGCUUGCGAACGCUGGGAACGCCGGCGCGGGCGCCGUCGCCGGCGCCGUCGCCGGCGCGGUCGCCGCCCAUUGAGCCCAUCGCGGUGCGGGAGAUGGCGCUGGCGCGUCAAGCCACGGAGCUGAAGCGAAGUUUAUCUCAACAGCUUCCGGACAAGAAGCCGCAGCCCUUGCCCCGUCGCGCCCACAGGAGCGUGGGUGUCCCCAACGGGGCGAUUGGACUGCACCGGUUCGGCUUCGAUGCCCUGCGCGCCGAGAUCGCCCACGCCGCCGCCCAGCACCGCAGCGUGCUGCGCCGCGCGGCGACGGCGACGGCGAAGCCGUCGCCCUCGCGGCGCUUGCCGCGGCAGCUGUCGGUGCGGCCAGAGAGCUCGCGUGUCAUACCUCGCGCGGUGUACGCUGAUCGCACGGUGGAAUCAGGCUGCCGGCAGUCCGCGCAAUCGCCUUGCCGGCUUGGCGGUUGGGGAGCCAACGGGGUCGGAAGUUUGUAUUUCUCCGUCUUGGCCACCUGCAGUGGCUGGCUACACUACGCCCAGGUCUUGGAAGGCGUGAUGGCGCAAAGGACGCCCAUGGCCCAGAGGCAGUCCGUCGAAGGCGUGGAAACCAGUGUUUCCCAGUCACCGAUCUCGGAACCGAUCUCCGAGAUCUCCGAUCGAAAGAGCUUGGAUGCGCUGGAUGCAUUGGAUGGAAACAUUUGGAAGGACUUUGACUCCUUCAACAUCUCGAACUUCAGUGCCCUGGAGGUCGAAAGAUUUGAGUUCCAUCAUGUGCUUCGUGCCUCUGAUGGUGUGCGUGCUCAGAUCGAAGUGCAUUCAGACCUGGUGGAAGGCACGAAGGUGGUGGUGAAACGCUUUCCAAGGGCAUAUCUCAAAGACAGCCCAGCAGAAUUUCGACAGUCGAACCACACACUUGAAGAUCCAUGGAAGGAGAUGUUUCUUGCUCUGAAGUUGGGCGCGCCCGGAAGCGCCUCGCAGAUAUCAGGAGUUCUCCCGUGCCAUGGCAUUUUCAUCCAUCCAUCCGGUGAUGUGAUGCUUUUCAUGGAAUACGCCACCUCGGGUGAUCUCUUUGACUUCGCCACGGCCUUGGGAGAGCCGGGACCUGCGCGAGAGGCAGUGGCAACGCAGCUCUUGCGUCCUUUGGUUCAUGUAGUUCUGCAGCUCCACCAGAUGGGCAUCGCCCACGGCGACAUUAGUGCGGAGAAUGCGAUUCUGUGUGAGGCGGACGGAGAGGUCUCAGUAGCUCUGUUGGACUUUGCCAUGGCAGUCGACACUUCGAAACCGCGUCGCUUCUCAGCGCAUGGAGAAGCCCGAGGGAAGCCCAUGUACCGCCCCCCAGAGGAGUGGAGUGUUGAUGUGCAAGGUGCUGAUUUGUUUGCUUGUGGAGUGCUGGGGUAUGCCUUGGCCAUUGGAAACUAUCCGUGGCAGAGCACCAGUGGAGCUUGCAAGGCGUUUGACUAUGUGAAGAAGAAGGGCUUGGCACAAUUCUUCCGGAAGCGCAUGAUUCCCAUGGGGUCGGGCAAAGUCCCUGUGGCUGAGGUGUUGUCACCAGGCUUUCAAGAGGUGCUCAUAGCACUAAUUGAGAGCUGA